This is a messenger RNA of Saprolegnia diclina VS20, 1314 nucleotides long. RefSeq names its product 26S protease regulatory subunit 6A like A. Gene Ontology annotation, molecular function: ATP binding; proteasome-activating activity; ATP hydrolysis activity. Bases 1 to 1314 code for a protein of 437 amino acids. The transcript has 6 exons. The record is from RefSeq and is a predicted model, not a curated record. Lineage: Eukaryota; Oomycota; Saprolegniomycetes; Saprolegniales; Saprolegniaceae. Gene Ontology annotation, cellular component: proteasome regulatory particle, base subcomplex. Gene Ontology annotation, biological process: proteasome-mediated ubiquitin-dependent protein catabolic process.
AUGAGCAGCAGCGGGAACGAGUCGAUGGGCCUCGAAGGAGGCGACAUCUGGGGCGAGAUCGAGCCCGAGAUCCUGGGCAUGACCAACGACGAGCUCAAGCAGCGCAUCCGCCUCCUCGACAACGAGAUCCGCAUCAUGCGCUCCGACAUCACGCGCAUCAACCACGAGAGCUCGAGCCAGCGCGAGCGCAUCAAGGAGAACAACGAGAAGGUCAAGCUCAACAAGCAACUGCCGUACCUCGUCGGCAACGUCGUCGAGAUCCUCGAGAUGGAGAACGAGGACGACGAGCAGGAUGGCGCGGCCACCGACACGGACGCGGCGCGCAAGGGUAAGAGCGCGGUCAUCAAGACGUCGACGCGCCAAACCAUCUUUUUGAGCAUCCCGGGCCUGGUCGACACGGAGAAGCUCGUGCCCAACGACCUCGUGGGCACCAACAAGGACAGCUACCUCAUCUUGGAGAAGCUGCCCGCCGAGUACGACUCGCGCGUCAAGGCCAUGGAGGUCGACGAAAAGCCCACGGAAGACUACAGCGACAUUGGUGGCCUCGACAAGCAGAUCCAAGAGCUCGUCGAAGCCGUUGUGCUGCCCAUGACGCACAAGGAGCGCUUCGAAGCCAUCGGCAUCACGCCGCCCAAGGGCGUCUUGCUCCAUGGCCCGCCGGGUACAGGCAAGACGCUGCUCGCGCGUGCUUGUGCCAAGCAGACGGAUGCCAUUUUCCUCAAGCUCGCGGCCCCGCAGCUCGUCCAGAUGUUUAUCGGUGACGGCGCCAAGCUCGUCCGCGACGCCUUUGAGCUUGCAAAGGAGAAGUGCAAAGACAAGGACAAGGGCGGCGCCAUCAUCUUCAUCGAUGAGUUGGACGCCAUUGGUACAAAGCGUUUUGGUGGCGAGCAGUCAGGCGACCGCGAAGUCCAGCGCACGAUGCUCGAGCUCUUGAACCAGCUCGACGGUUUUACGAGCAACACGAAGAUCAAGGUCAUUGCUGCCACGAACCGACCGGACGUGCUCGACCCGGCGCUCCUGCGUUCGGGUCGUUUGGACCGCAAGAUCGAACUGCCCCACCCGACAGAAGAAGCCCGUGCGCGCAUUCUCCAGAUCCAUUCGCGCAAGAUGAACGUCGACACGGACGACGUCAACUUUGACGAGCUCGCGCGCUGUACGGACGACUUUAACGGCGCACAGCUCAAGGCGGUGUGCGUCGAGGCUGGUAUGCUUGCGCUGCGUCGGGAGGCCACGAUCAUCAAGCACGAAGACUUUAUGGAGGGCAUUGGCGUCGUGUCGGCCAAGAAGAAGGCGACGCUGCAGUACUACGCGUAA